This is a messenger RNA of Carassius carassius (crucian carp), 1205 nucleotides long. Its product is annotated as 4-galactosyl-N-acetylglucosaminide 3-alpha-L-fucosyltransferase 9-like. The coding region runs from base 1 to 1158 and encodes 385 amino acids. The record is from RefSeq and is a predicted model, not a curated record. Lineage: Eukaryota; Metazoa; Chordata; Actinopteri; Cypriniformes; Cyprinidae. The transcript has a single exon. Gene Ontology annotation, cellular component: membrane. Gene Ontology annotation, molecular function: alpha-(1->3)-fucosyltransferase activity.
AUGGACAAAACAACUAUUUCAAAAACCACUAAGAACAUUACAAUCGUACUAUUUUUGAUGGCAUUUCUUACAAUCUACAUGUACUUGUACCACGACUCAACCAAAAACUUUUUCAGCAAAUUCACUGGUGCUCAUGUCCAGAUAAAUAACAUCAGUACAGAAAAUUGCCUCAGUAUUCUUAAGAUGCAUAACUACAAGUGCAGCCCAGACAUCACCUUGGACAAACAUCUGAUAGCAACAUCUAAAGAGAAAGAAGAACCAGACACCAUUGUGUUAAUCUGGAUGUGGCCUUUUGGCAAAAAUUUUGGUUUAAGACCCUGCAGUUCGGCUUUCAAUAUCCAUGGCUGUCGUUUAACGGAUGACAGAGGUCUAUUUAAUCAAGCACAUGGGGUAAUGAUUCAUCAUAGAGAUAUUAGUGGGGAUUUAUCCAACAUGCCACAACUCCUACGACCAGCUUUACAGAAGUGGGUAUGGUGGAAUAUGGAGUCUCCAACUUAUACAAAUCAAAUUCCCUUGCUAAAAGAUCUAUUUAAUCUGACUUCAAGCUACCGCUGGGACUCGGAUAUUCCAGUACCUUACGGUAGGAUCACAGAAAGCACAGAGGAAGAGAAAAAAUAUACUAUCCCAAAGAAGGACAAAUUAGUUUGUUGGGUAGUAAGUCACUAUAGCCCAGACCUUAAGCGAUCACAUUAUUAUACGGAGUUAGUGAAAUUCAUUGACGUGUCAACUUAUGGCGGGCACUUCAACAAACCAGUUAAUGAUAAGGAAUAUUCCAGUUUAGUGUCCAGUUGCAAAUUCUACCUGUCUUUUGAGAAUUCCAUUCAUAGAGACUAUGUGACAGAGAAGCUGUUUAAUGCUCUAGGGCUUGGUACCGUUCCUGUUGUUAUUGGCCCACCCAGAGAAAACUAUGAGCUGUUCAUACCAAGUAAAGCCUUCAUUCAUGUGGAUGACUUUCCAUCCCCAAAAGAACUGGCCGAUCAUCUGAAACACCUCGACCAAAACGAGGACCUGUAUAUGCAGUACUUCACCUGGAGAGAACGUUUUGUUUCAAAGAGAACAUACUUUGGUCUUGAACAUGCCUGUUGGAUUUGUGAUCAUAUUAGAAGGAAUAAGCACUACAAAGUGGUCAAAGAUCUCAACAGCUGGUUCUGGGGUUGAGGGCACUUUAACAGAUGCUCAGUGAAUGGUGAGGUAAGUCAUGAGCA